UGGGGUGUGGCCACAGCGCCGCGGAGGCCUGCCAAACACAGCUAGCUCGAGAAAGAGCGAACAGUCUGUCUGGGGGACGAAAACAUAUCGUCGUCGGUCGUGCUGGCUUACCGCGUCAGUGAUUCUAUUGCCUGGCGCCUUGUGGACGCACUAGAGAUUGAUGGCCGCAACCGACAACGAUGUGGCAACUAGUGCUGUUGGGCUGGAUGAACGAGAGUUUGAUGAAGCAUUUCGUGUCUUCUGCAGCACUGGUAGCAGCGAUAACCGAAGCAUUGCUAAAACUAACUCCGUCCUCGUCCCUUUUCUCAAAUACCUACCCAACUGGGCAUUCUGUGACCAAGGAACAGCUAUUGGAGGUGGUAGCACCAGCCCUGGGCACCAACUGGCCCGGGGAUGAAGAUGUGAAGAGAGCAUUUCGUGUGUUUGAUAGUGAAGGACUGGGCUUCAUAAAGGUCACUCUGUUGAAAAGGUUCCUAGUGCAGUCUCAGCUGGGAGUGGAUGAUGCUAUCUUAGAACAGCUGAUACGAGAACACUGUCAUAUUGACGGUGAUGACCUUAUCAAUUAUGAAGAGUUUAUCAGCAGUGUUCAGAACAACUCCCUACAACCAACAUGCUAA
This is a messenger RNA of Geodia barretti, 617 nucleotides long. The record is from the annotation of a GenBank genome assembly. NCBI's taxonomy places the organism in Eukaryota, Metazoa, Porifera, Demospongiae, Tetractinellida, Geodiidae.